Molecule: messenger RNA, 7546 nt
Organism: Caretta caretta (loggerhead turtle)
Lineage: Eukaryota; Metazoa; Chordata; Testudines; Cheloniidae
Gene: KDF1
Product: keratinocyte differentiation factor 1
Biological process (GO): keratinocyte development; regulation of epidermal cell division
Cellular component (GO): cell junction
Source: RefSeq, a predicted model, not a curated record
AGCGGCGGGUCACAUGGUCUCACCUGGCUCAGGUGAGGGAGGGGCCGGACGCCGUUCACCUGGCUCGGCACAGGUGCCUGAGGUGGUGAGCCAUGCUGGGCAGGAGAACAAGACACCCCCAAGAAAUAAUCAGCAAGCACCGGAUGAACCUAUCCCACCAGGAUGCUGUGCCCCAAAGGAUCAACCCAUCCAAAGAGUGUGACAUCAGCCUGGAGGUGUUUAGCAAAUCCACACCUGAACUCAAACAGAGCCGCAAGCUGGCACAGCAAGCACGGGACAGGAGAGCCCGCAAAGCUGACCUCAAAGACUCCAACGGGAGGGAGGCAGAAACAAUUACCUUUAUUUCUGGCACAGCAGAGGCUCCCCAGACCCAGAGCUUGUGCUGUCUUUCUUUGUCUCAGGCCUGGAACGCCUCCAAGGCUGUUCUCUGCUGUAUAGUGGCCUGUGGGGGCUGCUUUAAGAAUUGCAGCAUUCACAUCCCCUGCAUGGGUCACACGGAGACUUCAACUGAUGAUGGAAGAAACAGAGAGCAAAAUGGACGUGUGCCUAGCAACAGCCCUGCCAACAUCUCCCCUGUUGAAAAGAAUGGGAACCAGAUCAAAAAGAAUACCAUGGGGAGCAGCUUCAGCUACCCAGAUGUGAAACUGAAGGGGAUCCCUGUCUAUCCGAACCGGAGCCCUGGCAACCAUACAGAUGCAGAUUCGUGCUACAAAGAGCCCCUGCCAGAGAAGACCUUCAGAAACAGCAUAGAAAAGCCACCACUCCCCAGCAGCCACCGGAGCUCGGAGGAGUAUUAUUCCUUCCAUGAGUCUGAUCUGGAUCUCAGUGAGUUGAGCAGCUCUAUGUCUAGCAAAGAGAUUGAUGUCUUGAUCUUCAAGAAACUGACAGAGCUCUUCAGCGUCCACCAGAUUGAUGAGCUGGCCAAGUGCACAUCAGACACAGUCUUCCUGGAGAAGACCAACAAGAUCUCAGACCUGAUUAAUAGCAUCACUCAGGACUACAACCUGGAUGAGCAGGAUGCUGAGUGCAGGCUAGUCCGUGGCAUUAUACGCAUCAGCACCCGGAAGAGCAGGGUCCGGCCCCCCAUUUCCAUUCCUGCCACCAAGAGCCACGAGGAGAAGAUGAGCAGAGGAAACCCACCGGACAGCGGCAAUGAAACCAUGCUGGAGUCCCUAAUCCCCAGCCAAGACGAUUUGGCUGUGCAGAUAUCAGAGGAAACCACAGCAGAUGUGAUAGCCAGGAACAUGAGGCGGUUCAGCGCUGCAGGGUCUCCAAUGAGCAGAGCUUCCUCCUACCAGGACACAGAGACUGAUUCGUCUGGAGCACCGCUGCUUCAGGUUUACUGUUAGAAUAAUGGACCAAGGCAGGACUCUGUGGCGGGAGAGGUCGCUGGGCCUUACAGCAAACAGAGUUCCUCAUCUCUUUUCAUAUAGAACAUGCUAUGCCACUUUAUUUUCUUCAGUUCUCUUUUUCCCUUGUUAAAGUUCAACUUGCCCCUCAAUCUGUGGGGUGCAUUGGAUUAUUUUUCUGUGUGUGGGGGAUCAUAACAGAACCUUGAGGAAAUGGACCAUGAAUCUAGUGAACUUAUUCAGACAGUGGGAUGUGAGUUCUGGGAACAGAAGAUGGACAAGGGGAUACUGACAAACGGAAUAUGUUCUGCCUUUGUGGGAACUUCCACUCUUGGAGUGCAGUUUUAGUACCCAAUCAGACAUCCAGCUGUUGCCCAGCUCCAAGAGUCAGCUGUACAGUUUUUGCCCUUCUGGUACUGUAGAUGUUAAUGUAUGUUGUGUAGCUUUGUUGAUGAUAGGAAUGUCUUUACAUUUGUAGCAAUUCUGUUGAGGUGAACUCCAAGGCUGUGAGAACACCUGUUUAAGAUCCCAGAUGUCUACUUACCGUUGCUGGCCUUGAUUGUCCCAGAGGCUGAGUCCUCUAGGCACAGUAGCCAGACAAGCUUUCUUGACAAAGUGCCUUACACCUGUCCUGGAGGGACCACCUCAGAAAAGAGAGGGUAGUUCAGCCUUCAGGGUUCGUUUAAUCCUUGGCCUCUUUGUAGUGGGUGCCAACAAAGCAACCAAGCCAUUUAAUGCUAACUACAAUGUGGACAACUUGUUGACGAGACUAACUGGACUGCGACCCAACUCUUGUCUCUCAGGUUAUCAUGCAACCAUUGAGUAACAACUUUAAAUCACUGCCAGUCUGGUGAGAACCACUGACAUGAGGUAUUAAAUAGACAAAGGUGUUGAUUUAUAACUCAUUUGCCAAUCAGCUUUUCCCUCACUCACCUGCCAAGGCUUACAUAGCCCUUGGUGCUCAUGUGAACUGCUGGAGAAAGCCCUGACCUUGGGUCUUAGCAGGUAAGUGAAAGACCAGACUUUUUUUAAAAUUACAAAUCAGUCCUCCCUGUAACUCUGCCUGUGUGUUUGGGAUCUUAAAUGCUCCUUAGAAAUGCUCCCUGGAAAACUUUGCUGUUGCCUUUAAAGGGAGGGAGAAGGGCUUUUUGGGGGAACUCUCCAUGAAGUAUAUGUAGGGAACUGAUUAUUGCUGUGUAAAUGUGACUCUCACCCCCCUUCGCACAGGGGUGUUCAGUGUGCUCAGCCUCUUUCCUAGAAGCUGUGGCCACCCUAAAGGCACCAAACUGGGUGACCUUGAGGGCUGCAGCUUUGCAGAAGCCUGAGGCCUGCACCUCAUUGGCAUCUCCACUGGCUCGUUAUCAGAAAGUAAACACACCCAGCUGUGAGAUUUGUUUAUACACCUUGGUGCCUUAGCAGGGGAAUAGGAAAUGCUCGUUGGUGGAAUUAACCAGCAGUGAAACCGGUGUCCAGUGUUGCUAGAGACAGACAGUGGCAAAGGUGGGCUCUUGCCCUGGUGUAUGCCGCACUUCUGUGCUUCAGCAAAGGAAAGGGGUCUUGAGCUUGUAGGUUGGGACUCUAGAGCCUGUGUUUGCCUCCUGUGCUUUUCAGCUUUUUGUAGCUUUUGGUUCCUCACUUCACUAAGUAGGGCUUAUGUAGCUGCCAGUUGUGGACAGAACCCCUUUGAAACAUACCAUUCACCUGAGCCACAUUUAAGUCCCACUCAGACCUACUUGCUGUUCUUGUAAAUUACUUGCUUUUAAAAAAUACAGAUUCAAUCAUAUCACUUGAAACAUCAGAAACACUGGCUCAUGCAUCAGUGUUGACUCGGCAAUGAUAUUUAGGCUAAAUAACUGAUCCCACAUCACUUCGAAGCUUCUUCCACAUUUGCCUGUGUUUUCUUGUGGCGCUGUGUUCCACGUUUGGGCCUUUGGCGGGCUCAGAGGGAUGGUCUGGCAAUGCGGGGGCCACUGAAGUUUUGGUGAGUUCGAUUGUAUUUCCUUAGGCUUUGUUUUUAAAGCAAUGAAAUGUAAAUUUGAAAAAGCCCUCCCACUUGUUCAUGUGAGGACCUGACUCCUGGCAAACAGAGACUGACUGUAAAUACGUAAUAUUUUACAUACUACAUUUGAUGGGCCUUGCUGACUCUUGGCUUCUGAACUAGUUUGUAAAUAUGUAUUUGGAUAAGUUUGCUUUUUUAAAUGCACAUUUACAUGACAACGUAGCCUGGCGCCUACUGCUGGAACAAACUGGUUCCAUAUAGCACCUAUGAUGAGGCAGUUUCAGGAAGAGCUGCCAAUGGCUGCUGCCCAGAUGCAACAGCAGACUUUUACAACUGUUUAUACAGCCAUUUAUGCCAAUGGUGCCUGACAAUGUAUGCGUCUUAAAACUCCGAGUGAAAAAACCAGUGGGUGUUAGAGGUGUAAAACAAUUCCUGAAACUGGCAAACCUGUUGUAUGUUAUGUUGGACUCCGUCUUUCUGUUUUUUGUUUUUUUAAUUGCUCCCUAUUUAAUUAUGCUUUUAAAUUUCAGCCUGAAGCAGAUUUUAAGCACAUCCUUUGCUGAAGGGUCUGGGAGAGAAGGGCGUGUGUAGUGCCCUGCAGCUGGCAGACAGCAAUGGUCCAGCUAGAAGUUUCUCUUGUGGUUGACCAUUGUGUUAAUGACAGAUUUCAGAGUAACAGCCGUGUUAGUCUGUAUUCGCAAAAAGAAAAGGAGUACUUGUGGCACCUUAGAGACUAACCAAUUGUGUUAAGUCUGUAUAUCUUUUUUCCCCGGUUGAUUUAAUGCAGCCUGGUGUCUGGGGAGCAAUGAGGGUCUGUGUAAAUAAAGUAGCCUCUUGGGAGCUGUCUGUGUGCAGGGAAAUGUGUGUGGGGGAGUUAAUAAAGGGAAGACACUGUCAAUGACAAUUCUACAGAACUGAGGCCAAUCUUCUCUACAGUGUCUCUCUUCUCCCCCCCAUCCCCAAAUCUUGUACUCAUUUAAUCCAUCUGGAGGAGCCACACCCUCAUGAAGCGGGGGGGGGGGGGUGUCAGAGCUUUUUGUUCUCCUGACCCUCUGACUUGAAGGACCAGUUUUGCCUUUUUAAAGUCAGUUACUCAUCUAGUAGCUAGUUUGCAAAGUCCUGCUCCUGCACCUGCUGUCGCGCUCCUUUUUUGGGGUGGGGAGGGGAUGGGAAGGAGAUGGUCAAUCAAAGGAACUCCCAUGUCUCUCUAGCCUUGUCAUUAGACGAGGGAGUGUGGCUGCUUGUAGGGUAACUACCUUGUCAUACACUUUUUCAAAGGUAUGGGGGUGUGGUAAGAAUUGGUGCCAGACCCUUCUUUCUCCUCUUUGCAAGACACUUCCUAGUGGCAGUGGGGCUCCAUUGAGACCCGAUUGUUGGAUUGGAAGGUGGUUGGUUUGGGGAGAGGGAGGGAUUUAAAUCCCCCUUGUUAGGUCAGGGGUUGCUAGGAGCCUUUCAGUCUGAUCUGAAAUCUGGAGCUUUCUACAUCUAAGUUGCCAUUUGAAUGGUGCUGCAGGCAGUAAUGAUUGAAAACUCCCCACUGUUGCAUGGCUGGUGUGAAACAAGCUGGUUGGUGUCAAGCCAGUGAUUCCCAGCACAACCCCUGUUCCAUUUGGGAGCUACGGUUCUCUGUCUAGAGAGGCAAAAGAUUGAGACCAAACUCCCCACUUACUCUGCAGACCUCCAUGUGGAGGUCCAGGGAAAGACGUUUGGACUGCAUUUACCCGUUGGGCUAAGUAGACAUCAGACUGUAGUCCUGUCAAGCUGCCAUCUUCCACCAGCACUAAAUAUCCAGUCAGACCCCUGCAGGGAGACAGCCUUCCUUUUUAAUGUUCUUUAUUUUCAUUUUAAAAAUAUGAAGGGAGGAAAAAAUCCUUGCUCUAGGCUGGAAGGGAUCUGCCAGGGAAGAACCUUUGCUUGUGAACAGAGCUGUUUUAUUGGUGAACCAGGGCAACAGGUAUAUAGAACUAAUACGGCCAGCUCCACUUAAGUGGCAGUAACUUAAGCUGCCUUUCAGCCAGCUUUCUGAAUAGCUGCCUCAUCCGGGUCCUGCAACUGGGCUCUGGCCACAGAAUGUCUUCUCCACUAUCCCAGUCUGUUUCGAAGCAGCUUUGGAAGAGGGCCCGACAGCUUGCAGCCAGCUAAUCACAGGGCAGCCCCCUCACAAAAAGCCACUCUAGGAUGCGCCACUUACUCUUUUCCAGCUGCUUUAUGGGACCCAAGUAGGUUUCCCUUCUGUUUGGCCAGCUUCCUGUUUGGGGUUAGCUUAUUUUGAAUUAGUGGUGGGGAACGGCUGAUGACCACAGAAUUGCUCUGUUGUUUUGUACUGGUGAUCAGGCAUAUUUUCGACACACCAGGCCAUCCUAAAAGCUGUGACUCAAGUUAUUACUUAUUUGUACUGCAGCCGUGACUAGAGGCCUCACCCACAAUUGGGAGCCCAUCAAGUUACCCACUUUGUACACACAUGGUGAGACAUGUCCCGGCCCCCAAAGAGCCAUGUAAUCAUACCGAGCUGGCCCUUGGUUCCAAACCCUCAUUAAUUGCUGUUCUCAGAAUAUUUCUAGGGAGUAACUAGGAUGUCUUCUGCCACCUUAGACUGCUUAAAAUAAAGAUCUGACAAUGCAUCCAUCUCACUUCUUGGUUCCUUGUAGAAUAGCAGUGAAAGUGCUUUAAAUUCUCACUCCCGAGCCUGGGUGUCACUUUGUUUCUUGACUGCUGUGUUCUCCCCAUUCAUGCCUGGGUGUUGAAUGAAUUUGCAACAUCUUUUUUGCUACUGGAAGAGUUGUCAUGUUUGUCAGUCCAGCAGUUUCUUAGCCUGUGUCUACACUACACAGCUUUUAGCAUAGCUGCUGUUUGUUGCCUUUUCUGCUGACAAAAACUUCCACCCCCAACGAGCGGCAUUUGCCGGCAGCUCUCCUGCUGACAACACGCAGUUCACGCUGACGCUUGUCGAGGCAGAACUUUUGUCUUUUAGGGUUGUUGUGGUUUUUUUUAACACUUCUAAAAGACAAAAGUUUUGUCAUUCACUUGUCAGUGUAGACCUAACCUUAGUUGCUGUAUCUGGAUCCACUCUGGGUUUCAGUAUUGGGCGUGGUACUGAAUGGGGCAAGUGAUCUUUUGGGAAGAAUAUGGUGACUAGGGAACUAGUGCCAUAACACUAAAAGAGACCAAGAGCUGAGCAACACAGGAGGACAGGGAUUUUUAGGCAGACUGGUUUUAACAUACAUUUACCUCCAAUGUCUAAAUGAACACCUGUGAGAGAGGAUUUCCCCCCUCCCACCGCUCAGUUGAGAGCGCACAAACCUUCAAUUUAUGGGUGUUUCCUUAAAAGAGAGUCUGAUUCAUGAUGAAUCUACGUGUCAGUACUAUCUCAUUGUCUCACACCUGUUAGUUACAUAAAUAUCUGUGGAUUUAACCCGAAGCAGUCUUCAUGAUGAACAUGCAGCUAAAAUCAGCAGGAGCAGGACUGAGGUACGUUGGGAAACCACCUGUGAAUUUACUUCCUUUUGGGAACUUGAGUCAGCAUCUUUAUUUCACUGUUGACGUCUUUGAUUUUUUUGGUUAAGAUUUUCAGUGAAAUAAAUAGCAAGUCUCUACUGAGCAUGUGUCUUAAUCACCAUUGGAAAACCACCUAAUGGUGCUCUUCAGAGAUUUUAUGAUCUGUCACAUGACUAUGCCCCUUAGCAGAAAUCCAGGACCAUGCAGGUCAUUGACCUGAGCAACCAUGGUCCUAUUGGAAAACCCGGGAAGUGGGUGGGCGCAAGCCCAUGGUAGCACCUUCAUCCUGGCUGUGUUUCUCUGCAUACAUAUGAAUCUAGAACAUCCUUGUGCAAAAAUCAACUCUAUAUGCACAGACCCCUGCUUUCAAACCCCUUGGCAGUGAUUGUUUUAUUUUGUUAAAGUUAGCAAAAAGCGAUUGAUCUUCCUGUGAAUGAACAGACUCUGGUUAGGUUUGGCAAUUUUGAUUGUAUUCCUGGAGGUUUCAUCACAUGACAUGUUUAAUUCCUAGAGACUCUGGGACAAUUCUGGAGGGUUAGCAACCCUAACUCUGGUCUGUGUUUUUUUUAAUUACUGUUUGGAGCAUGCAAAGAAAAGCAAAUAAACACCAUGUUCCUCUCACCUACCCACCUCUUGAAAAUGACUGAAUGGUUUCUUUCCAUGUGGUCAAAAAGUGAUGUUGGAAAAUGGACUGUUCUACCUU